AUGGCAAAGGUGAUUUUCACGGCUUGGAAAACCAAGUCUCAGUUGUUGGAAGUGCGGAACGAGUUUUAUCCUCCGUCUGCGUACGCUGGACCGGAUUUGCGUUCCCAUGGCUGUGCAGUGGUCGAAGCUUGGAAACUACGCGGCAAUGUACCGCACCAUGUUGAAGCUACGGCAUUAUUGACAGAUGCUAUUCUCCAUGAUGAUGCUCAGAGGAACUCCAUCUUCUCAAUUCGUGCUACAUAUUCCGCAGCUUUUUGUCGCUUCGUAACCGGUCUCGUGGACACCAAGAUCCACGGCGUUCGCCGAACAAUGUUCCAACGCGCCACAGACUUAGGCCUCCCAGCCUCCUUCGUGGAACUUCGCCACGAAGCAACCCACCGCGAGCCGCCGUCGCUUGUCGUACUGCGCAAAGCUGCACAGCGCUCGCUCGAGUGGCUGUGGGACAAUUACUGGGCCGGUGUUGCUGAUGACUCCGGUGCUGCAUUGACCCAUGACGACAGUGCGUCUGUCAGGGCCGCCUUAAGCGACGCUUUGCAGCCUCUAGCCGGCGGAUCGGCGGAUGUACCCAAGAAGCGGAAGCGGGAUCAGGCUGUUUCGGUCGCUAUGCGCCUUGUCUCGGUUUGUAAUGUUUCGGGGACGGGGGUCAGACUUUUGUCUUCUGUUCUGCUCGAGCGGGGGUUCUUGGUGCCUAAGGAACGGGAACUUGGGGAAUCACUGGAUGAUACAUUCAAGGAAUGGAACCCGGUUCUGCAAAAGGUUGCAGAGAGUCAUCCUGCGUUUUUGAGGCAUUUGACCGAAGAUCUGGUCAAUGAUCUAGCCUUUAAGAACACAACAGAUAUAUCGGAAGAUGCGCCUUCCGAGGCUCUGUAUCUGUGGAUCGCGCAUAUCUUGACAUCUUCUUCCUGGGAGUUCCACAGACAAUCAUGCCCGCAGAGCUAUGUUCUCCGAGCUUGUGAUGAAAGUCCACACCACUGGACAAAGAUGUUGGGAGAUCAGUUAAGAAAGCAUGCUAGCAAGCCCAAAUCAGUUCUUGCCGCUCGACCCGCUGUCAAGAACCGAGUCUCGAAGCCCAAACACGUUAGAAAUGACACGCAAUACGCUCCCACUCAGCUUUCGGAUAAGCUGCUGGAACAUGGAUGGGGGUUCUUGGAGAAAUGGGACAGUCGACCUUUGGGUGUGGUAUCGAGUAAUUAG
Messenger RNA from Penicillium concentricum, 1194 nucleotides. Its product is annotated as rRNA-processing protein LAS1. Gene Ontology annotation, cellular component: preribosome, large subunit precursor; Las1 complex. Lineage: Eukaryota; Fungi; Ascomycota; Eurotiomycetes; Eurotiales; Aspergillaceae. Gene Ontology annotation, biological process: maturation of LSU-rRNA; maturation of 5.8S rRNA. The record is from RefSeq and is a predicted model, not a curated record. The transcript is spliced from 4 exons. Gene Ontology annotation, molecular function: endonuclease activity. The coding region runs from base 1 to 1194 and encodes 397 amino acids.